GUGAGACGGGUUCUGGCGAGAGUCCUGGAUAUGGCCGCUGGGCUUUUGGGGAGAGUCACUGGCAUUGGGGAGCUUGCAUGAAGGUACGGGGAGCGGUGCGGCGUGAUUGGUGGUGGGAUCAGGGUCUGCGUGCGUGUUUGGGGUGUUUGCAUUGCGGGGCUCUGGAUGGGGGAUGGCGGGUGGUGAUAUCGCGUUUUCGUGUUUGUACUGACCUCAUCGAUUGGGCUUAGUAGUGCCUCGUUUCUUUCGUCUGGCUGCACGACAUCGCUUUUUGUGAUUGACGACCGAUGGCUUUAUAACUUGCCGCACUAUUUCCUGAUCAGCUGUCCUCUGAGCUUGAAGCUCGACACGACUACCCAUCAUGUCGAAACAAUACCUCACCCUCCACACAGCCGAAAAUGCACACCCCAAAGCAAGCGACGUCUUCGCCCUAGCACCGACAACCACACAACUCCUCUCCGCAUCCGGCAGCUCGUCAAUCAACGUCUACGACACCACACAGCCCGAGUUCCCGCUCGUCCAAACCCUCGAAAAGGCGCACCAGCUGGGCAUCCACCACCUUGUCACCGCGAGGGAGGACAGGGCGAGACGAGCAGCCAGCGCGGGGUUCGAGGGCAAAGUGAAGAUCUGGGGACAAGGCGAGGACGGGAAAUGGGUAGAGGAGGGCGAGAUUGUUGAUCAGAAUAAACCGGGUGAGAUCUGGGCCAUUGCUCUGAGUGCCGAUGGCAUGUAUCUUGCGAGCACCAGCAUCAACGGGAAGAUCAACGUCUGGAGUUUGGAGAAGGAGAAGCAUAUGCCCAGGAUUAGGGAGUAUGAAACCAAGGGCAGCUUCGGGCUUUGCGUCGACCUGAGCCGAAACGGAAGCUUCACAGCCUCAGGCCACGAAAACGGAUCCAUCUACAUCUUCAACAACGAGAGCGGUCGCCUCGCACACUCCUUGUCCGGCCUCGUCCACCCCGUCCGCAGCCUCGCCUUCUCCCCCGCCUCAAAGCUCCUCGCAGCCGGCGGCGACGCACGCAUAAUCGCCCUCUACGACGUCACAUCCGGCGAGCAGGUGGCAAACUUCACCGGACACGGGGGUUGGGUGCUUACUCUGGACUGGAGCGAUACGGGGGAGUAUCUACUAUCAGGGUCUCAUGAUUCGAAAGCUAAGGUAUGGCGUAUCGAUACGAGGGCUUGUGUUGCGACACAUUCUCAUGGCGAUAAGCCGCUGUGGACGGCGAAGUGGUUGCCUAAGGCGCCGGCGAAGAGCGAGAUGUUCGCACUGGGUGGGGGGAAUAAUUCUAUUAGCUUCUAUAGGGAGGCUGCGGGUUGAGGGGAGGAUGUUGGACUGUCCAAGCAUGAUGAUGGGGUGGUGAUGGGAAGUUCAGGGGGAAGAUGGAGUUGUUAAAGGAUGGAGUGGGAGAUGAUGAUGAAGAUUCGAGACGGAGAAUUGCGCAUGCGGACCUGGCACAGCGCGAGAAAAAUACGGCCAUAGAGAU
Dothidotthia symphoricarpi CBS 119687 is the source of this 1481-nucleotide messenger RNA. RefSeq names its product WD40 repeat-like protein. The transcript has 5 exons. Gene Ontology annotation, cellular component: Cdc73/Paf1 complex. NCBI's taxonomy places the organism in Eukaryota, Fungi, Ascomycota, Dothideomycetes, Pleosporales, Dothidotthiaceae. Bases 362 to 1315 code for a protein of 317 amino acids. Gene Ontology annotation, molecular function: protein binding. The record is from RefSeq and is a predicted model, not a curated record.